Messenger RNA from Ictalurus punctatus (channel catfish), 4265 nucleotides. RefSeq names its product BMS1 ribosome biogenesis factor (gene bms1). The transcript has 23 exons. Gene Ontology annotation, cellular component: nucleus; 90S preribosome. The record is from RefSeq and is a predicted model, not a curated record. Bases 188 to 3964 code for a protein of 1258 amino acids. Lineage: Eukaryota; Metazoa; Chordata; Actinopteri; Siluriformes; Ictaluridae. Gene Ontology annotation, molecular function: GTPase activity; GTP binding; U3 snoRNA binding. Gene Ontology annotation, biological process: endonucleolytic cleavage of tricistronic rRNA transcript (SSU-rRNA, 5.8S rRNA, LSU-rRNA); maturation of SSU-rRNA from tricistronic rRNA transcript (SSU-rRNA, 5.8S rRNA, LSU-rRNA); ribosome biogenesis.
CGAAAUAUUCGCGACGGAAGUAGUUCCGGAUGUGGUGCACACGUGAAUAUCACUACUAGCGUUCACGAAUUGUCACUAUGACAUGAUUGUACAAACCCAUUGGAUCAGUUUGAAGUGAAUUUGAAUUUCGGCAUCAGUUGUUUUGAGAAGAACAAGGUCUUACAUCACAGAUCUCAGAAGUGUGAAUAUGGAGGAAAAGGUGCAGAAACGGCAUCAGCAGAAGCAAAGUGGUCCCAAGGCUAAGAAGAAGAAGAUGAGGCAGCAGGGUACAGAGCUGGAGCAGGAGGAGCGCAAAAGGAAUCCAAAAGCAUUUUCAGUGCAUUCGGCUGUGCGAAUGGCCAGGACCUUCCACAGGACUCAAGACAUAAAAACCAAGAAACAUCAUAUACCUUUGGUAGACCGUACACCUUUGGAGCCACCACCUGUCGUGGUGGUUGUGAUGGGGCCCCCGAAAGUGGGCAAGAGCACCCUGAUCCGUUGCCUGAUCAAAAACUACACACGGCAGAAGCUUUCAGACAUCUGUGGCCCUGUAACCAUAGUAUCAGGGAAGAAACGGCGUCUGACCUUUAUCGAAUGUAACAAUGAUAUCAAUACCAUGAUAGAUUUGGCAAAGGUUGCAGACCUGGUCCUGAUGCUGAUAGAUGCUAGUUUUGGCUUUGAGAUGGAGACCUUUGAGUUCCUCAACAUCUGUCAGGUCCAUGGUUUCCCUCGUGUCAUGGGGGUGCUCACACAUUUGGACUCCUUCAAAAAUAACAAGUCACUCAAUAAGACCAAGAAACGUCUCAAACAUCGCUUCUGGACUGAAGUUUACCAGGGAGCCAAGCUAUUUUACCUGUCUGGGAUGGUGUAUGGCGAGUACCAGACACAGGAAGUGAAGAACCUUGGACGAUUCAUUUCAGUCAUGAAGUUUAGACCCUUGGUGUGGCAAACCUCUCACCCUUAUGUUGUGGCUGAUCGGAUGGAAGAUCUAACUGAACCAGAGGCUAUUCGAUUAGAUCCUAAAUGUGACAGAACUGUCUCUCUGUAUGGCUACCUGCGUGGGACGUUCCUGAAGAACAAAGGCCAGGUUCAUAUUCCAGGAAUAGGAGACUUCUCUGUGUCCGACAUCAGCUUUCUUCCUGACCCGUGUCCGCUGCCGGAUAUGCUGAAGAAGAGAGCUCUGAAUGAGAAGGAGAGACUGCUCUACGCUCCCAUGGCAGGGGUUGGAGGAGUGGUGUAUGAUAAAGAUGCAGUGUACAUUGACAUGCCUGUUGGCCACGUGAAACAGGACCAGGAGGAGUUGCGUCCUGCCACAGAGCUGAUGCAAUCCCUCAUGGGCACACAAGCCACUCUGGAUGUCAAGAUUGCUGCCAGCAAAGUUUCACUGUUCACAGGAACUGCAGCACUGACUCCAGAGGAAGUGCAGGAGAAAAGCGGAAAGGAAGGACCUGUAGAGAGCCGAGUUUGGGACCAGGAGACUCAGAGAGAGAGGAGGAAAGCUGUCUUUAGCGAUGAUGCAGAAACAGACAAUGGUGAAGGAAUUGACGAAGAAGAGUCUGAUGAAGGUGAAAGCAAGGAGGAAAAGGCAGAUGAGGAGGAGGAUGAGGAGGAGGAAGAGCACGAUGAUGAUGAGGAAGAGGAGGAGGAUAAAGAUGAUGAGAGCAAAUUGGACAAGAGUGAAGUGGCAAAGGAUGGAAGGAAAACGGUGAAAGAGGCAGCUCCUCCCAUGAAGAGACAGAAGCUGGAGCAAAAUGGAAAAGACAGCAUGCCUGUGGUAGAGAUGCCUGCAUUUGCAGACAGUGAUGAUGACUUGGAGAACAGUGAUGAAGAAUCAGAAGGAGAAGAGACUGAUGAGGAUGAAGAGGAGGAAAUGGAAGAAGAGAAACAGAAGACUAAAAAAAGCAGCUCAGCACCUCUGGACUCUGGUCACUGCUCUGAAGAAGAGGAUGAUGAUGAUGAUGAUGGAGAGGAAGUGCAAGGCGAUAGUGACUCAGAAAUGGAAGAACAAAUAAGUGUUAAACCAACAUUAAGAGAGGCUACAAAGCUAAAGACAAGUGAUGAGGAGGAGAUGGAUGCAGAAGAUGGAGAGCUGGGAUCUGAAACUGCUGGAGCACUGCGUUGGAAAGAAGAUUUGGCCCGGAAAGCCAUGGAAGCGUUUCAGAGACGACAACGUGCUGCACCUAACCUACGCAAGCUGGUGUAUGGCACAGUGGUGGAGGAGGAGGAGGAAAACAGUGAGGAGGAGGAGUUGGGUGGGCUUUUCCGAGUUAGUCGGCCAGAGAAGAGUAAGAAAUUAAGAGCGGAUGCUGUGGACUGCUCACGUUUCCAGCCUGAUGCCAGCCAUGACUGGGACCAGGAGGAGAUGUUGGCCUCCAUAAGGGACUGCUUUGUAACUGGAAAAUGGGAAGGAGAUAAAGACGCUGCUACUCUGCUUAAAGAGGAUGAUGAAAUGUAUGGAGAUUUUGAAGACCUGGAAACUGGAGAGAUUCACAAAGCAAAGUCUGGGAAGGGAGAUGAAGCGGAGCAGGGAGAGGAGGAGGAGGAGGAGGAGGAGGAGGAAGAAGAGGCACCCAAAUUAGUGAAGAUUGAUGAUGAUGAAGCUCAGAAAAACAAGCGUCUGGAAAAGAAAAAGAGACUGAAGGAGAGGUUCAAUGCGGAGUAUGAUGAUGAUGCUACCUACUUUGAUGACCUCAAAGAGGAGAUGCAGAAGCAGGCUGAGCUGAACAGGGCUGAGUUUGAGGACAUGGAUGAUGAAACUCGUGUUCAGUAUGAGGGCUUCAGGCCUGGCAUGUAUGUGCGUCUGGAAAUCCCUGCACUUCCGUGCGAGUUUGUUACCAACUUUGACCCACAUUAUCCAGUAAUACUCGGUGCCUUGGGAGCCAGUGAAGGCAAUAUUGGCUAUCUGCAGAUGCGUUUGAAGAAACACCGCUGGUUUAAUCGUAUCCUGAAGACCCGUGACCCACUCAUUCUAUCGUUGGGCUGGAGACGUUUCCAGACCAUUCCUCUCUACCACAUUGAAGACCACAAUGGCCGCCACCGCCUGCUCAAAUAUACUCCUGAACAUAUGCACUGUGGCGCCUCUAUCUGGGGACCCAUCACACCCCAGGGGACAGGUUUUCUUGCUGUUCAGAGUGUUGCAGGGACUCAAGCAAAUUUCCGUAUUGCUGCCACUGGAGUUGUCUUGGACUUGGACAAAUCUGUGACCAUUGUGAAGAAGCUAAAGCUGGUUGGAUACCCUUAUAAGAUUUUUAAGAACACCUGCUUUGUCCAGGGAAUGUUUAACACAGUGCUUGAGGUGGCAAAGUUCGAGGGUGCCUCUCUCCGCACGGUCAGUGGGAUCAAAGGUCAGAUUAAAAAAGCUCUGCGGACACCCCCGGGAACCUUCCGAGCCACAUUCGAGGAUAGGCUCCUCAUGAGUGAUAUUGUGUUUCUGCGCUCCUGGUAUCCUGUCUCAGUUCCUCAGCUGUAUAAUCCAGUGACAUCUCUUCUGAUGUCUGUUGGUCAGAAGGACAAGUGGACGGGUAUGAGGACCCUUGGGCAGCUUAAGCAUGACUUGGAAAUAAGGAACCAACCCAACCAAGACUCUUUGUACAAGCCGAUUGAGAGGCAGAAGAGACACUUCAACCCCCUCCGUAUCCCCAAAGAGCUGCAGAAAUCUUUGCCAUUCAAGAGCAAACCCAAACUGCAGGAGGCCAAGGGCAAAAUCCCCCGGGACCUGCAGAGACCCGUCGUGAUCCGGGAGCCCCACGAGAGGAAGGUGGCAGCGUUGCUUGAUGCCCUGAGCACAGUCUACUCUCAGAAGUCGAAAAAGGCACGAACAGAGCAGCACACGAAGCACAAAGAAUUCCUGAAGAAGAAAGAGAAGCAGGAGUCAGAGAAGCUGAAGAGGCAGAAGGAAGAGCGGAAAAAGGUGUACCGUGCUAUGGGACAGAAAGAGAAGAAAAAACUCAAGGCCAGCCUGAAGGGAGCUUCUAAGGAUGACUGAGCAUGUUGUACCUAGUGCUGCUGGACUUCAGCUCUGACUCCACUGGACCCCCAAUAACACAGGCUUUACACCAGCUGAUGUGUAGGCUCUAGUGUGGAGAUGUACAAUGUUAUGUGAGACAUGGACCACUGUCUUGUAUGUAUUUAACUGUACAAACAAGAAUCAUGUGUAGUGGUGCUACUGCCCAGCUGUUUGUGAGACUCAAAUGUGAGGAUUAUAGUCACCAUUCACAUGUGACUGUCACACUGAUACCAUGUAAAUGCUUUGUAAUGUUGGUUUUAAUAAAAGUAACUAAUGUGUA